Molecule: messenger RNA, 1687 nt
Organism: Porites evermanni
Lineage: Eukaryota; Metazoa; Cnidaria; Anthozoa; Scleractinia; Poritidae
Source: the annotation of a GenBank genome assembly
AUUAGGUACAUUUUGAACUAUCUUCGAAAUGGCGAGCUCCUUUUCCCAGAAAACAAAAUUCUCAGGAAAGAACUACUUAACGAAGCCGACUUUUAUCAGAUUCAAGGGAUAAUCGCUCAACUAAGUGAAAACCUAACCAAACUAUCCAAAAUAAUAAAGAAUGAAGAUCAUGGCUUCACUGUCAUGUCAUGGUUGCCUCCUUGUGCUUCUUGUACCUUGCUGUUCCGAGCCAGGAUCGACGGAAAGACUGCUGCGGACUUUCACCGUUACUGUGACAACAAAGGGCCUACUCUUAUAGUAAUACAAAGUGGAGUAUAUAUCUUUGGCGGCUACACAUCAAAGUCAUGGACAUCACGUAUGUGCUCCAUCAAUUUGUAAAAUAUUUCAGACUUAAGAUUUAUACCAGUAGAGAUAAACCUUGUCACUUGGGUGUACAUGGCGUGCAUCAUCAUUAUCAACAUCGUCAUUAUCGUCAUCAUCAUCAUCAUCAUCAUCAUCAUCAUCAUCAUCAUUAUCACCAUCACCAUCGUCAUCAUCAUCAACAUCAUCGUUAUCAUCAUCAUUAUCGUCAUCAUUUUAAAGGGGCUGUGUCACGGCAGUCCAGUUCAUUUUGUUUAAUUUUGCCAAUUACUCGCCCUCAAUCGCUAUGGAAAUCAAAGUAAGCAAAGAAAUUACAUGUAAAUGACAAAAUCAGACAUCCGAGACAAACAAAUAUGUCUCCUGAGCAUUAUUUUUGAAGUUGCAAGCAGCAUGGAUCAACUUUGAAACACUGUUAGGCUGAACAGUUUUCAAAACCCCUAAUUUUAAUCCGUUUUAAUCUUCUUCAGUUUUGCCCAUCCGUGGCAUCUGGUGAUUCUGUUAUGUUAUUUUAACCUUCCUUUAAAGUUUUAAACGGUUAUUUUUAUGUUUCUCUGAUCUUAAUUUGACUUGCAUUUGUAAUUUCCUAAUUUGGCUGAAUUUCAUGACACAGCGCCUUUAAACGGUAAAUGCCCAACAAAAGGAUUUCGGUUCAGGAUUUUCGCUCUUUUGUAAAGGAAACAAAACUCUACCUAAAAGAGCAAGUACUAUUUUUUUUUUCUUAGGAAGAUUAACAUCGAUUAUAUUCAUAUAAACCAAGCAACGCAGUACUACAUUGUUGAAACUGAGAGGGAUUGGUAUCAUUCAAUCCAUCCAUCAAUCAAUCAAUCAUCAAUUACUUUUAAUUUCAAUUAACAAUUCUAUUAUUGAUCAAGUAUAAACUAUUUUUCCUGAACUGCAAACUAAUAUCCAUUGUAUACAAGGUUUAGAAAAUCUCCUAAGCAAUUUCUUUUGAAAUGUUGGUGCUUAGGUGUGGGGGGAAGAGGGCUUGCAUUUUGGCUGUUUUAUUCAUUUAUUUAUUGUUUAUUGUUUAGCUUCCUCCUUAAUCACCUUUGCUGACACUGACUCCUUCUUGUUUACACUGGUCAAUCCUGCUGGGAACCAACCGGUAAAGCUUACCUCAAAACCAGGUGGCGGAAUACGAUGCUGUAGUGGUAGGGGACCAGCUUUCGGUAAUAAGAGCUACUACGACCUCAAAAUUUGGGACGGAAAUCAAGCAGGUUACCUUGAUCUCGGCUACGGUUUCAACUUUCCCAGUUCCGAGAACAAAACAGGAUACUUCACUGGCUCUGACGGUUUUGUGGUCACGGAAUUAGAAGUUUAUAAAGUG